This is a messenger RNA of Paramecium sonneborni, 3685 nucleotides long. Lineage: Eukaryota; Ciliophora; Oligohymenophorea; Peniculida; Parameciidae. The record is from the annotation of a GenBank genome assembly.
AUGUAAUUUAAUAAUAAGGUAAAACAUAAAUUAUAGCAAUCAAAGAAAGAAGUUUCUCAAACACCUCCAAAAGAUGAAUUAGGAUUAAGUCAGUAAAAACCACCUUUGGUAGAUUCAAGGUCUUAAUGGAAUACAAAUGUUUACUUGGUUCCAAAAUGGGAAAAGAAAGAAAUUAAAAGAGUUGAUUCUUAACUUCAUACUCCAUUUCCAUUAAGAAAUUAUAUUAAUUAUGUUUAGUAACAUAAUGGUGGAUUUUAAGAGGAAUUAAAUCUGGAUUUUUUUAAGCAUAUAUUUAGACAUUUUGCUAUAAAUUAAUGGUGGAUAGAGGAAGCACGUAAAUUCAAAUAAACAAUUCCCAUAAAUAUAAUAUAGAGUCCGGAAGAAGUUAGAUAAAAUCCCGAAUAUUGUAGAUUGAUGAUGGAAAAGCAGAAGGAUGAUAUAAAGUUUUAUUAAGAAAUACUAAGAAAUGUGAAAUGUCCAAAUCCACCUUUUCCAUCUAGAUAAAUUCCUGAAUAUCGAAAAUCUAUAACAUAUUAAGUAUUAGAUUUACAUAGUGGAUAAGAAUAUAAAGAUAAAUCAUUGUUUCAGUUAUAAGAUGUUUUUGUUAACAGAAUUAUAUAGUUGAUUUCUGAUUAGGGAAUUUAAAGUUUAGGAUACUAUGAUUAUGUAACAUUCAAGAAUAUAGUAUAAGAUAGAAUAAAAGGAACUGGAGAUGCUGAAAACUUUGUAAAAGUUUUAGAAAUUAAAAGACUUUUUAAUUCUGUUGAUUAAAUUUAAAAGGAGUUUGAAAAAACUGUAAAUGAAUGGUAAAGAGAAUAAACAUAAACAUCUAAUAAUACUAAAACUAAAUUUAGAAGAUGGUAAUAAGAAAAGACAUUGUUUUCAGAUGAGAUUCUUUAAUUAGCAACUAAUGUAGGAUUAGAUUCAAAUUUAGUAAGAGCAAGAAAGAAUUAUGAAUUGAAUUAAACAGAACAAUAAUUUAAAGAACUUAUAAAGGUUGGAGAUUAAAUAUAAUUGAGUACUCAUAAAACAAUACUUGAUACUCUAUCUAAGAUUGCAUAAGAGGAAUUUAAUAAUAUAUCUAGAACUAAUUCAAUUUUUCAAGAAGAUGCUCUUUAGCUUGCUAGAGUUCAAUAUGAAGAAUAGAAAGAUUUAAUAAAAAAGGAACAUUCAUCAGAAGAUUGUUUCGCUUAAUAAUCUGUAGUUCCUAGUAGUAGGGAAUGUAGUGAUAUAUUUUAGAAUAUUGCAGGAUAAAAAUAAUUUAUGUAAAAUAAUGAUUCAAAGAAACAAUUGGAAUUUUAAGAUCAAGAAUAGAAAUCUAAUAAAAAUAUUUCAGGUUAAAUGUAGAAACCGUUUAUGUAAUAUGCUAAAUAACAAUAAUAUUAGACUUAACCAAAAUAGUCAAAACCAACAAAUAGUACUUCACCAUAAAGAAGAAUACAUUUGAUCUCAGAGAAUAAUAGUAGAUCUAAUAAUACUAGUAGUAAUUAAAAUAAUACGCAUCGAAAUUUAAUUUAAUCUUAAGGAUAGGAAAGAAUGUUAUAAUCAUAGUGGUCUUAAUAAUCUUUGCAUUCUAUUGAAGAUAUCAUAAACUCUAAUAAUGAUAAUGAUUAUAAAGUAUUUAAUAAGACUAAUAGAGAAAAAACAGAAAAAAAUAGUAUGCAAUUUUAUUAAAAACUUGAUUAUAAAGACUCAAAGUAAUUUGAAAAUGUUUAUAAAGAUAAAAUUGAUAAGAGACAAUAAAAUUCUAAUACUAUUAGUUAACAUCAAUAUAAUAUUUAAUAAAGUCUAAAUACUGGCAAUAACAAUACUAGUGUUAGUUUGGUUAAUAAGAAUACUAAUAAUAAUAGUAUUAAUGAUGAUAUUUAGCUAUUGAGUGAAUUUGUACAACAAAAUAGAAUUUCAUAAUAAAAAUUUAAAGAUAAAGUUUUUAGUUAAGAAAAAGAAAAGGAAGAAUUGAGAUAACUCUAAGAGGAACUUGAAAAUAUUUCUAGAGAUGAUAAUAUGAGCAAUUUUAGAAAAAACUCCUAAGAAUCUUUAGAUAAGGAAAAGAGCGAAGAAAUUAAAAACUAUAAUACAAAAUUAAAUAUAAAAGAUGAUAAAAAACAUAAAGAAACAAUUGAAAAUUAAGUUAAAUUAGAUUAUGGAUAUAAUGUUUCUUCAUCAUUACCAGGAUCAUUAUCAAAUAAUACAACUGCUAGAACUUCUAGAAAUACUAGCAAUUAUACCUAAAUAUAAAAUAAAAAAUCAAAAGUAGAUAGUAUUGAAGAAGCUUUAGAUGAAUAAAUAAUAUAGUAAUAGUAGUAAUAGUAAUAGUAAUAGUAGGUAUUAAAUGAAAAUGAAAAUGUUAAAAAAAAUUCACCUAAUAAAUAUUCAAGAUAAACAUCUACCUUAAAUAUAUAAAAAUCUAAUGAGUAACGUUAAGAUAUAAAAUAAUAAACAAGAGAUAGUAAACACUCAAGAUAAGAUAAAUCAUAAGGACGAGAAACAAAUCUUCAAAAUAAUUAAAUAAAAGAUACUAAUGAUGAGACUAAUAAUUAUUAAAUUACCUAAUAAUCAAGUGAUAUGUCUCCAUAAAAGUCUAAAAGAAGUACAAAAAGCCCAGAAAAAGCUAAACGAUUCCAAAAGUCAGUUACUAAAAUUAUUGAUUCAAAUAAAUAAGUAAAAAAAGAUUAAUAAAAACCAGAUGUAAUAAAUAAACCAUUUGAGAAUCAAUCCUAAAUACAAUAAGAUGUUAGAAAAAGCAGACAUAGAACAGGAAAUAGAGAAAAAGUUGAUGAAUCUUCAGAGGAAGAAUAAGAAUAGGAAGAAGAAGAUAAAAGAAAUAGUAAUAGAUUUAAAAGAUAGAAAUCAUUUAGAAAAGGAUAAUAUCAUUCAGUUUCGAUGCCUAAAAUAGGUAAGGAUGAUGAUCCAAAAAGAUAUUUAUUGAUUUUAAAAGAAGAACUAAAGGAAAUGAUUGAUAAAAGAGUGAGUUUAAGAGAAAUAAAGGAGCAUAUUAAUUUAAUACUUAGUGAGAUAGCUGGAAUAAAACUUGACCCAGAAUUGGAAUACUAUCUAUAGUUAUGUAAUUAUUUAGAAGAAUAUUUAAAGAUAAAUAAAGAGUUUUAGAAUUGACUUAAGUAAAUCAUUAAUCGAGAGAAAUUCAUUUUUCGACACUUCAACCAACAGUUGAUUUUAAUAUAAAGAAAGAAAUAAAAGGAUUGAAAUUUGCUAGAAAUUGUGACAGAAUUCCAAAAUUAUAACCAAAAGACUUAGAAGACACAUUUGUAUUAUAAUAGUAAUUAAAAUAAACAUAUAAUUUGUUAGAUUGAUAUAAAAAGAGACAGGUGUUUUAGAUUAGGAAUCUUAAAUAUAAUCAUAUUAGCCAGUAUUUAGAUAUGAACAAAGACCAUAAGCAAUAAAAUCAGAUAUAGUAUAGGUUUCAUUAGAUGUUUCAAGAAAGCAAACACCAAAUACAUAACGUUAAGAAAGGACUGGGUCAUUGGUUGAUGUUGAUUUACCAAUAUUAAGUUAAAGAAAGAGCACAUUGUAAAAUAAUAAAAAGAAGAAAAAGACUCGAUAUAUUGGAUAGACUUCUAUAAAGAGAGAUAAAUUGAGUGAAGACUAUCCUUUUCUUUAUAAAUACAAGCCAGAGUUAUUGAAGAGUAUAUUGGAAGCCCGUAUUAGUCUUGAGAAAUUGGUUUGA